CAUGUCUUGGAAGAUAGAUAAGCCAGUUCAAUAUAAAUCAGAAUAGUCCAUUUUGAAUUAGAAGACAAGAUUCUGCCUUUUCCUAUUGGAUUUAACUUACAAUCGAAAAGGAUUCUUUGACCCGUGCCCCUCGGAACAUAUUGGAUUCAAGGAGUCGUGGAAUUGCUAAUCCUAUACGGCAGAGAGGUUUAUGUGUUGUCACUGAGAUCAGAUUGCCAAGAUUCAAGCUCACAUUUUUACUCAUGGGUUUGGAGCUGGCAUCUAUCUUGGACCAAGCUUUUGAACUGUAAUGCUAAUUUGGGUGGUUUACUUGAAUUUAGUUGUUUAUUGUUCGCUAUUUUAGAGUUGGCCAUUUCAAUGAUGCUCUUAUGUUGUAUCCAAAUUUAGAGUAUGAAGGAAUUGGUACUGUCAUUUCAGCUAUUAAUUUUGGUUUGAGAAGUUGUAUUGUGCUCAUGAAUGUUCAAAUGUGAAGUUGGUUUACAUAACAAGAAAAAUAUAUUAUGCUUGAUAUUGUUAUCACCAUUACUCUCAUUGAACUGUGCUCAAAGUGCAAUAAGAUGAAAAGGGCUAGAAAAUAUAAACUAUUAGGUCAUCUGAUCUGCCAUGACACAGUCUUGUCCUAUGUCAUGAUUUCUGGUUAUCCCCAUAAUGUAAUUGAAGAUGCCAUUAACUUGUUCGGUGAAGUGGUCAAAGAAGGUGCAAGACCAAACUUGGCAUGGUGGUGAGUCCGUUUCAGCAUUUGCUGAUACCGGAGAAGCAAGAAAAGGCAGAUGAAGCUGCUGUGUUGUUUCGGGAAAUGCUGAAAAAUGGUGAAGAGUCUACAUGCUCAACUGGGUAGUUCAGAGCCAGGAAAUGAAAGUCAUGGGUAUUUUUACAGAACUUAUCUGGCGGAAGAUACUGCUGAUUCAAUUAUGCUGGUGUAUUUCUAAUUCCAUGAGUUCAAGUUAUUUGGUUGCUCCACAGGAAGAGCAUUUCAGUUGCAUGGUUGAAUUACUUGGUCGAGCAGGUCAACUUGAAGAAGAAUACAGUUUGAUGAUGUGCUCAUUUUUGGUGCAAUGUGCACUCUAUUUGCUUCUUGCAGCGUUCAUAAAAAUCACAAAAGUAGGACAGCUGAUUGAACAAGAACUCUAGAACUGAGGUAAUUAUGCUCUUAUGUCAGAUGUGUAUGCUCAGGCUGGUAAGUGGAGUGAAGCUGCAAAUGUAUGAGCUACAGCUAGAGAAAGGGGAUUGGAUAAAGUACCUGGCUAUGACUUGGUUGAAUUGUGUGAGCGUAUUUGUGGCACUUGAAAUCCUUGGAAAAUCUUUCAGAUUAGCAUUACAAAUUCAUGGAUUUUGUACAAUAGUAUAGGAAAAGUAUGUGGUGCUCAUUCUGUCAAGCGAAGCAAGAUAUGCAGGAAAACCGAGUUAUUGGAAUCCUAUGGUAAUAUGAUCUGCACAGACCACUAUGAAAACAGUGCAGUGGAUGUCACCAUAUAACACCAAAAACAGCAGCUUCUUUGACACCAUAUGAAGCCAAGAGAGAGACUUGACCGCACAAAGCGACACCAAAGCGACACCAAAGCGACACAUGAAGCUACAGUUCUUCGCCAUCUCCUCCUCCCCUGUUCGUCGCCGCGUCGAUUUCGGUGGCUGUCUUUUGCUCUUCCACUGGUAAUUUGCGGAGCGAUUGGGAGCAGCGGCGCACAAAGGUCUUGCCUUUUCUAUUUGUAGGGGGUGAUUACAGCCUUUCGGGAUCCCCGGGCCACCCAAUUCUGCCCGAGGUCGUUUGGGUGAUCCUUCCCAUUACCCCGACUGCGGGGCUCCUAUUGCAUCCCCGAUUUCGCCCCCAGUUUCCUUCAUCCCGGAGGCCUGGGCAAUGCCGUAGACCCGGCCGCCGCGGAUGGGCUGCCUCGCGUCGAAGAAUGUGGUCUCGGUUACCCCGGCGGUUGAUUCCUCCGGUAUCCUGCGGGACCACCGGGAGCGGUCGGGUCCGAUCUCGACGUCAUCGCAGCGGUACCAGACCGUACAGGUAACCAGGCCUGCAUGUCUGUUGAGGAAGGAAGAGAAGGAGGGGAAUUGCCUAGAAUUGGAGGAACAUGGGAAAGCGAGCGCCGGUUGUACCACGUCGCAGAGCUUCCGGCUAGAGAAUCUUAACAAGUAUAUCGAAGGGGAGCAGGUCGCCGCCGGAUGGCCCUCUUGGCUUAGUGCUGUUGCCGGGGAUGCUAUUCAGGGUUGGGUGCCUCUUAAAGCUGACUCCUUUGAGAAGCUGGAGAAGAUUGGACAAGGUACUUAUAGCAGUGUGUUCAGAGCACGUGAUCUCGACACAGGAAAAAUUGUCGCCUUGAAGAAGGUGCGCUUUGACAAUUUUGAGCGAGAAAGUGUUAGGUUUAUGGCAAGGGAAAUAAAGAUACUGCGCUGGCUUGACCAUCCAAAUAUCAUUAAAUUGGAAGGAUUGAUUACUUCUCGGUUAUCAUGCAGUCUCUACCUCGUAUUUGAAUAUAUGGAACAUGAUCUUGCAGGACUGUCAUCCUCUCCUAACAUUAAAUUCUCUGAAUCUCAGGUCAAGUGCUACAUGCAACAGUUGCUAUCUGGACUUGAGCAUUGCCAUUCACGUGGUAUUAUUCACCGUGACAUAAAGGGAGCAAAUCUACUAGUUAAUAAUGAGGGGGUUGUGAAAAUCGCUGAUUUUGGUCUGGCAAAUUUCUUCAGUCCUGGGCAUAGCCAACCCCUAACUAGCCGUGUUGUGACUCUAUGGUAUCGGCCACCUGAACUACUUCUGGGUUCCACUAACUAUGGAACAACUGUAGAUUUGUGGAGCAUCGGUUGUGUAUUUGCAGAAAUGUUUGUUGGAAGACCUAUCUUGCAAGGCAGAACCGAGGUUGAACAACUACAUAAAAUCUUUAAGCUUUGUGGUUCUCCACCAGAUGAAUACUGGAAGAAGUCUAAGUUACCCCAUGCUACGAUCUUUAGACCUUAUCAUCUCUAUGAGAGUAGCUUCCUGGAGACAUUCAAAAGUUUACCAGAAAGUGCCAUUAGCUUGUUAGAGACCUUUUUAUCUAUUGAACCAUUUAAGCGUGGUACUGCCACAAGUGCCCUUGAAGUGGAGUAUUUCAAAACAAACCCUUACGCCUGUGAACCCUCAAGCUUGCCAAAGUACCCACCCACCAAAGAAAUUGAUACAAAGAGUCGUGAUGAGACACGCAGAAGAAGAGUUACUGGCAGAGGGCAAGGAUCAGAAGCCACGAAAAGAACCUCGAGAACACAUAGAUCUUCGUGGGCAUCAAGUGGACUCAGUAAAAUAGCAGACAGUAAAGAGGAGUCCGAGAUCAGUGCUGGAAAUGUAAAGAAAGAUCUUCCAAGAGUAGAUAGUGAAACCAGACUGUUUGUAGAUCUCCAGCCAAUGCCAUCAGUUAAAUGUCCAGAGGAAGGUCAUCGUGCAAAGUGCAACUCUCAAGAGGAACUUGCUUUUCCAGGGCCAUUACUUGUUUCUGCUUCUAGUGGCUUUGCAUGGGCAGGACAGAGAGUAGGUGAUGCAUAUGGUAGAUCUGACAGUAGGUCUAGCUCAAAAAGCCAUUUUUCUUGUGAAAGAAAUUCGUCCAAUAUUGAAAAUAUUAAAAGCAAGCUUGACUACAAGGGACAAGAAAAUGUUGAUGUGCAUGUUGGUUCAAAAGGUCAUGUACCAUAUGAGUUGGCCAAGUGCGCAAUGCUGAACAGAUGGACACAAUUAGACCAUCCCGAAUUAUUUGACUCUUCAGAUGCAUAUUAUUCCCAGGAGAUGUCAGAAGCCCUUUGCAAGGGAGAUCCAUCAUCAAUGCGACAUAACAAUUUGGGUUACCAUGAUCAAGACAGAGUUGAGUUCUCAGGACCUUUGUUGUCUCAAUCUUGCAAGGUUGAUGAACUUCUACAAAAGCAUGAGCGCCACAUCCGCCAAGCAGUUAGGAGAUCAUGGUUUCAAAAAGUGGCAGGGAGAAAGCAAGGGAAGUAGAAAGCCAGGGUAGCUUGUUUUGUAAUCGUAGAAAACUAUAUCCGCAAAACAAAACCCUUGGAUCAAUCAGGAUUUGACCAACAUCUACUAAGACGGUAAAGGUAGUUAACCCCAACAGUGAUAUCUAAUAUUAGGUAGAAGCUGCCACAGCAGUUUGUACCAAAGUCUACUACCUGCUGAUGGAUUACAAGGUAAGAAAAGACAAGCGGCAUCUGAUUCAUCCACACUGACUGCCGGCAGUGACUGAAGCUCUUUUGUUCAAAAGGCGAUGAGACCAAUCAAUUCCUUGAAAGUGACUCUAAUUGUGGUGCUCUGUAAAAGCCAAUCUUCUGUAGAUCGAUAUAUGAACUCAUGAUUCCUGUGUGAGCAUCAAUAGCAUUAAUCCAAUCUUCAUUCA
Messenger RNA from Musa acuminata AAA Group (dessert banana), 4361 nucleotides. Its product is annotated as protein IMPAIRED IN BABA-INDUCED STERILITY 1-like. Gene Ontology annotation, molecular function: RNA polymerase II CTD heptapeptide repeat kinase activity; ATP binding. Gene Ontology annotation, cellular component: cyclin-dependent protein kinase holoenzyme complex; nucleus. The transcript is spliced from 11 exons. The coding region runs from base 1880 to 3964 and encodes 694 amino acids. NCBI's taxonomy places the organism in Eukaryota, Viridiplantae, Streptophyta, Magnoliopsida, Zingiberales, Musaceae. Gene Ontology annotation, biological process: positive regulation of transcription elongation by RNA polymerase II; protein phosphorylation. The record is from RefSeq and is a predicted model, not a curated record.